CCUGAUUAUGCGCUAAACAAGAGGAGAGUCGUCAUCGGCGAGCCCCCCGCAAAUAGAAGUCCUUGUCCUGUCCCGUUUCCCUUUUUGUCCAAUCUGUUUCCACAUUCCCUACGAUAUGUCCAGUGGCUGCCUGAUGCGCCCAACUCAACUAUGAACGACUCUGUGCGGACAACUACAACGAUUUCAAGCACAAAAUCCCUUGUUCACAGCUUCCAACUGUCCGCCAUUCUCCACCUCUUCCUCCUCAUCUCCUUCACACCAAUGUCUGCUGCUGCCGAUCAACACGCGUCCCACGCUACCCGACGCGGUUUGCUUCGGAAGUUGGGACUCGAGCACGUACCUGUGCAGACUGGUCCGAGCAUUGAUGUUCCACAACACAUGUGGGAUAUUUAUGACGAUGAUAAUGAUGUCGACUGGGUCAGACACUAUUAUCCGAAGGAGAUUAUUGAAGAUAACGAAGGGUUCUUGUUGUCUUAUAACCUCUCAUUGGCUGCUCGAAAUGCUCACAAUGAAGAAGUGACUAAGGCUACUUUGAAACUCCGGUUACGACGCAACAACAAAGCGAGGAGGUCCGGCAAUAUUAGUAUUUAUUUUUUUGAAGAUGAUAUAAACAAUGAUCGAUUUCAAAUCGAAUCUCGAUCCGUCGACAACCUUACCGAAUGGAUCGAUUUUGAUGUGACCGCCGCUUUUUUGCGGCGAACAAAUCGUAUCAGUUUCUUCAUCGAUUUGCCGGAAGAUGUGGAGAUCGAAGAGACACAGAGCAGCUCACUGAGCUCAUUGCCCUACGCGCGGGCUCAGAGUGCUCCGCUUAUUGUGUUCAGUGACCUGUCCGAACCGUCCAGUGUGCGGCGGAAACGGAGUGCACAAACAGGCAACAGCGAACGAAAAAAUCGAAAAAAGGGUAGAAAGCAUCAUAACACCGAGGCCGAGAGCAAUCUUUGUCGGAGGACUGAUUUCUACGUGGAUUUUGAUGAUUUAAAUUGGCAAGACUGGAUUAUGGCACCCAAGGGCUACGAUGCUUAUCAAUGUCAAGGCUCUUGUCCAAAUCCAAUGCCAGCUCAGUUAAAUGCAACUAAUCACGCUAUUAUUCAAUCACUUUUACACUCUUUGAGACCUGAUGAAGUACCGCCACCUUGCUGUGUGCCUACUGAAACGAGCCCUCUUUCGAUUCUCUACAUGGAUGUAGAUAAAGUAAUAGUGAUAAGAGAGUAUGCCGACAUGCGGGUUGAAUCUUGCGGGUGCCGGUGAUACCCGCUUCUAUGUCGCCAUCGUCGUCGCACAUUACCACUUUUUGUCAUCUCCUUGUUUUUCCCUACCAUUCAUUUUCUUUACUAACUCCUUAUUUUUUGGUGCAAUGUGUCACGGGUCCUCAUUUCUCACCUUCAACCGUUUUUCCUCUUGUUAUUCUUGUCUUCGAUUCACAUUUUCCUUUUCUUCCCCGAUGUUUGUCCAUGUUUCUGUGAUUCCUUCCUAAUGUUCCUUUUCUCCUAUUUUUUCCAAACCAAGAGCUCUUAUGAAGACGGACAGUUUCUUUUCUUGUUUUCUCUAAUUCUCUUCUUCCAAAAAAUCUAUCUCUCUUUUUCUUCUCACUCUCAUCAUUUUUCACUCGAUUAGAAUUGAAUGUUCAAAACAACAAAACAAAUUCAAAAUAUUUGAUCUCAUAGUUUUUGUGUCUGUAUGCACUGAUCCUUUUUUGUUUCUUUUUUAAAUGAACAUUUUGGUAUUUG
Caenorhabditis elegans is the source of this 1727-nucleotide messenger RNA. It is a transcript of the gene dbl-1, whose product is annotated as Protein dbl-1. The record is from RefSeq and is marked reviewed. NCBI's taxonomy places the organism in Eukaryota, Metazoa, Nematoda, Chromadorea, Rhabditida, Rhabditidae. Gene Ontology annotation, cellular component: extracellular region. Gene Ontology annotation, molecular function: growth factor activity. The transcript is spliced from 8 exons. Bases 151 to 1248 code for a protein of 365 amino acids.